Molecule: messenger RNA, 1934 nt
Organism: Scomber japonicus (chub mackerel)
Lineage: Eukaryota; Metazoa; Chordata; Actinopteri; Scombriformes; Scombridae
Gene: entpd6
Product: ectonucleoside triphosphate diphosphohydrolase 6
Exons: 13
Coding region: 176-1483 (435 amino acids)
Biological process (GO): nucleoside diphosphate catabolic process
Cellular component (GO): Golgi apparatus; membrane
Molecular function (GO): GDP phosphatase activity; UDP phosphatase activity
Source: RefSeq, a predicted model, not a curated record
GGACUGUUGACAUUAAGAAAAACUAACGAAGACAAUAACGAAGAAUAACGGAUUAAUUACCGGAGGAUUACCGUCACAUUACCGGAGGAUUUACCGGAGGGGUGAACGGAGCGGCGCCGGUAGUCUGAGCUCGGCUCCCAGCAUGCACCUCUUCUAGCACACAGCAUGAGAGGCGAUGAAGAGGCCAAAGUUCGCCGGAGUCUUCCUCUCCGCUGGCUUCCUGCUGGCUUACCUGAUGUUUGUGAAGCGUCACUACGCCUCCACCAAUCCCCAUGGCAACAGACUGCCCCCCCACCUGCAGCAGCCCCCCCACCCCGACCCCGACCCCCCCACAGGAACCACCGGCUUCCAGUACGGCAUCAUGUUCGACGCUGGAAGCACCGGGACCAGAAUCCAUAUCUUCAAGUUCCACACAGACAGCAGAGGAGCUCCUGAACUCUCCAAGGAAACGUUCAGAGCCAUCAAACCUGGACUCUCUGCCUACGCUGAUGAUCCUCAGAAGUGCUCCUCAGGUAUAUCAGAGUUACUGGAGGAGGCCCAGAGGAGCGUCCCCCCCUCUCUCUGGAGUAGGACUCCUGUGGUGUUGAAGGCGACGGCUGGUCUGCGUCUGCUGCCGGGAGAGAAAGCUCAACUGCUGCUGGACACGGUGAAGCAGCUGUUUAUAGAGUCUCCCUUCCUGUCUGCUGAGGACAGCGUCUCCAUCAUGGACGGCACUGAUGAAGGGAUCUCCGCCUGGAUCACCGUGAACUUCCUGACUGGAGGACUCCACCGGUCCGACUCCCCCACGGUGGGGAUGCUGGAUCUGGGGGGGGGGUCCACUCAGAUCACCUUCAGCCCCCAGGACGAGAAAACCAUCCAAACGUCUCCGAUCGAGUUCAUCAGGUCCUUCCAGAUGUUCAACAACACACACACGGUCUACACACACAGUUAUCUCGGUUUGGGUCUGAUGUCGGCUCGACUCUCCGUGUUAGGAGGCGUGGAGGCUCUGCCCUUAGGGGGCAGCACCCAGCUGGUCAGCCCCUGCCUUGCUCCAGAGUACUCGGGCAGCUGGGAACACGAUGACAUCAUCUACACCGUCAGUGGCCAGAAGGCAGGGGAGCCCGUGUAUGAUGCGUGUCGUGUGAAGGUGGAGAAGCUUCUCUACAGGAAAGUGUUUAAAGCUUCGGAGGCUGCGGACGUUGAGUUCUACGCUUUCUCUUAUUACUACGAUCGAGCUGUAGACCUGGGACUCAUAGAGGAGCAGACGGGAGGAAGCGUCAGAGUGUCAGAGUACAUCGAUGCUGCUAAAAGAGUGUGUAGUUCUCCGUCUCCUCUCCAGAGUCCGUUUCUGUGUCUGGAUCUUGUUUACAUCUCAGUUCUGCUGCAGGAGCUCGGCUUCCCCCCCACCAAGUCCUUCAAGCUGGCGCGCAGCAUCCAGCAGGUGGAGACCAGCUGGGCUUUAGGAGCAACGUUUCAUUACCUGGAGACCCUGAACGCAUCAUGACGCCGCGCUCCUAUUGGCUGGUGGCUCCCAGGUGCUGCAGACUCUUGACUCUGAUUGGAUGAACGAACCAAUGGUUGCAGCCAAUCAGAGACACUCCUGCAGCCAAUCAGAGACACUCCCAGCUCCUCACCUGCAGGAGUCAUGUGACCCUGACCGUCCAAUCAGACGCUUCACACACAGUGACCUCACACAGUCUGGCAGCAACGUUUACAUUUUAUGUGUUUAACAGUUAAACCUGCUCCUUUAAACCCUGACCUGCUCCUUUAAACCCUGAUCUGCUCCUUUAAACCUGCUCCUUUAAACCUGCUCCUUUAAACCCUGAUCUGCUCCUUUAAACCCUGACCUGCUCCUUUAAACCUGCUCCUUUAAACCCUGACCUGCUCCUUUAAACCUGCUCCUUUAAACCCUGACCUGCUCCUUUAAACCUGCUCCUUUAAACCCUGACCUGCUC